Molecule: messenger RNA, 3862 nt
Organism: Clarias gariepinus (North African catfish)
Lineage: Eukaryota; Metazoa; Chordata; Actinopteri; Siluriformes; Clariidae
Gene: fhip1ab
Product: FHF complex subunit HOOK interacting protein 1A
Exons: 13
Coding region: 626-3652 (1008 amino acids)
Source: RefSeq, a predicted model, not a curated record
ACACACACACACCGCAGUGUUCCAUUACUAUAAAGAAGUGUUCUUUUUCUUAAUUAUGUGGAUUUUAAACUGUGGACGGGAACUUUCAGGAGUUUGAUUGAUUUUCUUUUCCAGAAGAAGAAUAACAUUCUUCACAGCAGAAUAUAAAGGUCUCAAUCCGGGACUCUGCUCGCAGCCGUGGCCGUGCUGAGGUAAGGAUUUUGGGGAAUGGUGAGGAAUGCUGGGAAUGUUAGAUCAGGGCCUCCACCCUACUGGGACGAGCUGGGAGCUGCCGCAAAGGAACAAAACAAUCGGAAAAGUCAGGAAGUCCAGCCUAGCUCUGACACUUCAACUGUAAAACACAUUCAAUCCAAUCUGAUGAAAUGUGAUUUUUAUUAAAGCAGUAAUAAGUGUUCACGCCUCAUAGAAGAGAACAUCAUCAUCGGAGAACACUGUUUUUGUUCAAAUAGUGAUUGUUAGAAUGAACACAAUGGUUUUUGACCUGUCUUUCACCUCUUCUUUUUUUCGCUCCACCAGCUGCAGCAUGCUUCCUCUCUAUCUGGUCCUGCUACUGUCUUUUGGCCAUCAUGGCAAGGAUCCAAAUGUCAGCUGCAUUAUGGUUUAGCUCCUCCUGCACACUGGGAAGAUGAUGGCGUCUGCAGUCUCCACUAGUCCCAGAGGGGGGCGGACCCUAAAUCUUAGCGGCGUAGACCCUGAAACAUGCAUGAUUGUCUUCAAAAACCAUUGGGCACAGGUUUUGAGAAUCCUGGAAAAGCAUGAGCCGACCCGCAACAGUGGCCACCUCCGUUUAAGCCCGAUCUCCAGCGAUGAAGCGAGCGCUGUGCAAAACUAUGUGGAGCACAUGCUGUUCCUCCUGACAGAGGAGGAGUGCGGUGUGGGCGGAGCCAUGGGCCCCAUUCUGGAGUUUGUGCUCCUGGAGAACAUAAUGGAGCGCCUGUUCGUGUGGAGCCUGCGGCGUGACUUUACAGAAGAGGUAAAGCUGGAGCAGUUGUGUAUGUACGAGAUGCUGGUGACACGGGCACGCCAGCCCAUGCUGCACCACAGGCCUAUUCUGCGCCCGUUCGCCAUGCUGCUUUCCUCCUGCGGUUCCAGCUCUAGUUCAGCGCCGGUGGAGGCCGAGUUAGUGCGACUGCUGCACCGGCUGUGUCACAUGUUGGCACGUGAUGACUCCGCCCUCCAGCUUUUCCUCUUCCACAGUGGCCAGGAUCAGGGUGCUGCCAACUUCCUGCUCUUCUCGCUGCUCUUGCCUUUCGUGCACCGUGACGGGCCGGUGGGUGCGCAGGCCCGUGAUGCUCUCGCGCUCAUUGUGGCGUCUUCAGCGCGCGACAUCACCCUGGCUGAUCACAUCACCCAAAACACCUAUUUCUGCCCGGUAUUGGCCACAGGCUUGAGUGGUCUGUAUUCCUGGCUUCCAGCUAAGCUCGAUGACUGCAGUGAGGGAUGGCACUGUUUGGAGGAAGUGGAUUGGAUGCAGAUUCCGGCGCUCAUACAGUUCCUCAACUCUCUACACUUCUGUAGCACGGUGUGUAAGGUGGCGCAUCACUCUGUCAGAGAUCAGCUGCUUGGGUACAUCUAUAACGGUUUCCUUGUGCCAGUCAUGGCUCCUGCACUCCACAAGCUGACUUUGGAGGAAGUUAUGACCACGACAGCAUAUCUGGAGCUCUUUUUGCGGCACAUCUCUGACCCCGCCCUCCUCCAGACCUUUCUUGUUUUCGUCUUCAAGCAUCGUCAUGACAACGUCAACGUUCUUGACACACUCGUCAGCAGGAUCAACACUCCUUUUCAGUUGGGAACAAUAUCUCUGGCACUGUUUCGCACUUUAAUCGGUCUGUACUGUGAGGACAUCAUGCUAGAGCUCAUUCUCAGGUAUCUCAUUCCGUGUUCUCACCUGCAACGCAAAGGUCAGCGUAGACUCAGAGAGCGAGACUGCUACUCUUCUAGCGCUGCUGCUUUUAUCUCUCUCACUCCCUCGUUCCUCAUGGACAGACCCUGUACCUCUCCAACAAUGCCCCCUAAACCAGACUAUGUCCUCUGGUCAAAGGUCACCGAAGAGCUGCUGAUGGGAAAGACGGGGUUUGAGGACCUUUCUCUUGGUCUGGAAGGUUUUAGAAAUUCCUACUGGAUGACCUCUGAGCCAGUGAUUUACAAAAACUACCUCCAGUACCUGAAUGACGCACGGAGCAUGAUCAGCACCAGCAUUCAGGCAUGUCAGCUAUGGUCAGCCCCCUACAAUGGACUCAAUCCGUCGCCUGAGGACUACCAAGCAGUGGAGGAACUUGUGGAACAGGAAGAUGGAGAGAAGGACGAAUAUGAAUGUCCGCCUCUUUCCACACCUCCACUCCAGUCCCCGACACCGCCUCGCACUGUUUCAAGUCGGACACCAGAGCUGGAGUGGGACAACACUUUUGACGCCGCUCCCGAUGGAGAGGAAAAGCAGGAUUUCCAUUUUGCAGGGAGACUUCAACCUCCGCAACACAUUCAGGAGAUGAGGAAAAGCGCCAUCGUGUUAAUUCGCGGGUCUUACGUUGAAGAGUCAGACUUUCAGGAUGAUGUACUGGUUUAUAAUCUUAUCGCACAGAGGGAUACACGAGAUGACCGGAGCGUGUCAUUGAAAAAUGCUCCCAGGAGUGAAAAUCACAAGAUAAUAGAAACUGAAUCAAACGACAACACACGUUUUUACACCAAGGAUAGUACACAGGAUGACGUAAACAAAAAGGUACAAAAUCAGGGAUUUGAAGACGCUUUAUUUCUAUUAAACGGACAUUCUGAUGGGGAGAAUACAGACAAAUGUGCUCAUCUUCAAGAGGACCAGAAAGCGGUUUUGGAAGAGCAAGAUCAGGAGACAUCUAAUAUCCUGUCGGUGCAAUAUACUGAACAGGACUUUGUUUCCCAGUGCCUCCAGCUUGUUAACUGGGAUAAACACAGCAUGAUGGGAGAUAAUGUUUAUUUCCAGAGGUUAACUGCGGUCUUGUAUGGUGAAGAAACGGAACUUGACUUUAAUUCAAUUUGCACUGAUGAUGAAGAUGAAGAAACAAAAGGAGAAGAAGAUGGUGAUGGAAAGAAACAUGGCCCAUUUACAGGCCCGUUCAUCAGCGUGCUGCUCUCUCGUCUGGAGAACAUGCUGGAGAAUCCCCUAGAGGUGAACCUGCUGGUGACGGGAAUCCUGGCUCAACUGGCAGCGUACCCACAGCCCCUGCUGCGCUGCUUCCUGCUCGACACCCAAACCGUCUUCCAUCCCAGCGUCCGCUCUCUUUACCAGGUGCUGGUUUCUGUGGGUUGCCAGAUUGAGCAGCACGCAACCUCUAGGCCUGAGUUUGCUCAGAUGGUACGAGACACCGCUUACUACCUGCUGCUUAGAGAUGAAGCCCUAAAGGAUAGAGAGCGGGAUUUCCUGCAGGAAAACAGACUCGGCUGGUUUCUCGACGGCCACGUCUCCGGGCGGCUGCUGAAAUCUCUUCCUCCGUGUCCCAACAUUCCUCCUCAGUCCAGGAACGCCGUGUUUGCCGCAUUCCUCUACGCUGAGUUCCUGAAGGAGUUGGCGGCCAUCGCACAGGAACACUCCAUCCGCCCGGACUUACUCACUGAGGACUACACUUGCACGAACUGCAGCAACGUUAUCACCCUGCAACUAUUCCAGCCAACUAGAGACUAGAAUCGGCACAACACCAGCCAAUCAGAAACUGGAGGCGGGCAGCUUCGGACUGUCUGUUUUCUGAUUGGCUCGCCAGUUCUCCACUUCUACUUUGAAUUCACGCCUGGAAGCUGCAUCGUUGCGUGCGUUAGUCUGUAUGUUAUGGUGUAGAAAAUGCAUUUAGCAUUUGUAAAUUUUUCCGAACACCCUAAGUGUACUGUAUUGUAACAC